CACGACUUUUACUCUUCACAUCUCCACCACCACAAAUCAUGAAGACAUCUCUGGUCCUCCUUGCCCUCAGUCUGCUGGCUUGUUCAGUUUGGAAAAUCCAUGGGCAUCGCCAAGAGGUUGACCCUGAUGACCAGGAAGUAGUGGAAGCAAAGCCGAAAAAGUGCAUGGUAACAGUGGAAAAGCGCAUGGAGCAACAGCUAAAGGGGACCUGCUGGGUGUGUAAGUGGGCACUGAACAAAGUGAAGAAAUCCAUCUCCGCUUCCUCUAGCCAGGAGGAGCUAAAGCAGAAGCUGUUGUCUGUUUGCGAUAAUGUUGGCUUCCUAAAAUCUAUGUGUAAAGGCCUGGUGAAAAAACACUUGUGGGUGCUGAUUGAGGAGCUUAGCACAAGCGAUGAUGUGAGGACCAUCUGUGUUAACAUUAAGGCCUGCAAACCAAAGGAAGUUUUGGACCUGAGCUACUGACCAAGCAGCCAGUAUCCAGAUUCCAAAGUGAGAAGAUGGAUGUUCAGGUGUCAAGACAAUGCUAUGCUGCCAGCCUCUUGCUCUUUCUUUUUCAAACUAGUCACAACACAAGCAUAUAAAUGGAUAAUGAAGUUAUUGGAAUUAUGUUAUGUUAUGUUCUGAAAUAAUGUUUUGGGAACAUGUGUUAUAAUUAAGCAAUAAGUCCAGAGGGAGUGUGGUAUUUGGCCAAUCUACCGUGGAUAAGGACUGUUCUUAUUCACCAUACAACGUGGAGAGCCUGGAUACAUCCCUUAUCUGUGGUGUAACGGCCCUAUACCAUAAACCCCUGAGGUGCCUUGUUGCUAUUAUAAACAGGUUACCAAUGUAAUUAGAAAGUAAGUAAGCUGUUUUGCGUCAUACCCAUGGUAUAUUGUCUCUUAUGAACUGGGUGGUUCGAGCCAUGCAUGCUGAUUGGCUGACAGACAUGGUAUAUCAGACCGUAUACCAAGCGUAUGACCAAAAAAUACUUUACUGCUCUAAUUACAUUGGUAACCAGUUUAUAAUAGCAAUAAGGCACCUCUGGGGUUUGUGAUAUAUAGCCAAUAUACCACGGCUAGGGCUGUAUCCAGGCACUCUGUGUUGUGUCGUGCUUAAGAACAGCCCUUAGCAGUGGUAUAUUUUCCAUAUACCACACCCCCUUGGGCCUUAUUGCUUAAAUCACCAUCCAGGGAUCAAAUGAUCCAGUUUAUAAUAAUGUAUGUGUCAAUUUUAAAUUGCACUCUAUUUUGUAUCACAUACAAAUGUAAAUAUUAUGCUAUUUUAGUCCAAAAGGUUGAAAAUGUUUGUGUAA
Messenger RNA from Salvelinus fontinalis (brook trout), 1290 nucleotides. Its product is annotated as antimicrobial peptide NK-lysin-like. The transcript has 5 exons. Gene Ontology annotation, biological process: defense response to bacterium; lipid metabolic process. Lineage: Eukaryota; Metazoa; Chordata; Actinopteri; Salmoniformes; Salmonidae. The coding region runs from base 39 to 461 and encodes 140 amino acids. The record is from RefSeq and is a predicted model, not a curated record.